AUGAAGUGGCACCUACUAGCACUGACGGCCAUUGCACUGGUGUCGUGUGCAUCGGCUACAUCAAACUACGACGACGAUGGUGAAGAGCAAAUCGGCGAGCACGAGUACGACCAGAUGUUCAGCGACGCGACCAACUUCGACUUCGAGGAAGGCUCAGAGCACCAGCUGACUGCCGACGAGCAGAAAGAGGAGGACGAGGAGGUGGAGAAUUACAUCGCAAUGCACGCAGACGACCAGCAAGACUCGGCUGAUCAGGAGAGAACGCGAAGCGACAGCGACUUCGAUCUCAAUCUGGAGGACGCGGAUGCCGACGAGGAUGAUCGUGGCCGUGACGCUGCCGCGGCGGAUGAGAAGGAUAUGCAGUUUAGCGACGAGGAAGUGGAGAAGGCGAUCCAGAGCCUUGGGUUCGACGAUUAG
Sycon ciliatum is the source of this 417-nucleotide messenger RNA. RefSeq names its product acidic leucine-rich nuclear phosphoprotein 32 family member B-like. NCBI's taxonomy places the organism in Eukaryota, Metazoa, Porifera, Calcarea, Leucosolenida, Sycettidae. Bases 1 to 417 code for a protein of 138 amino acids. The transcript has a single exon. The record is from RefSeq and is a predicted model, not a curated record.